This is a messenger RNA of Nilaparvata lugens (brown planthopper), 740 nucleotides long. RefSeq names its product coiled-coil domain-containing protein 86. The coding region runs from base 123 to 566 and encodes 147 amino acids. Lineage: Eukaryota; Metazoa; Arthropoda; Insecta; Hemiptera; Delphacidae. The transcript has 3 exons. Gene Ontology annotation, cellular component: nucleolus. The record is from RefSeq and is a predicted model, not a curated record.
AGUGUAGUGGUAAUCCUGCUCUAUUGAUGUGUUGAUCGUUGAUGGAAAACAACGUGUUGAUAUUUAAGGUUAACUUUAAAAGUGUUUCUAAAAAUAAUUUGAUAUAAUUUUUUAAAUUGAAUAUGGUGGGCACAGAAAUAUCUUCCACUAAUUGUGAUAGCAAUGUAAUAAGUGAUGAAUCUUUUUCCGAAUCGGAUGAAGAAGUUUCUACCAACAACAUUCCUAAAGGAAAACCAAAGUCUGGAAAGUUUUGGAAAUCUCAAAAAACAAGAGCUGCUUCAAUUAUAAAAACAAGAGGGCUUCAAUCAUCUUUGGAGAAAAAAAUGAAACUGCGUAAAGAUUUGCGGCAUACAAAGUUGAUGAGUCGUGAAAUUCUAGAAGAGGCAAAGAAGAAAAAAGAAGAAUUAAAAAUUAAAAGAAGAGAAAACAUUAAGAAAAUGGAAGAAAAUCAAAGGAAAGCAGAAAUUGUGCAAGUGAUCAAGAAUCCACAGAAAAUUAAGAAAAUGAAGAAGAAGCAACUGAGAAGUAUAGAAAAACGAGAUACACUACAAAUUGGUGGAAAAUAAUAAUCGUGAAUGUGAGGAAUUCUAUGAAGUGCUAUCAACAGAACUAUGAUAUUAUGAACAAGCUGGUUGAGUAUUUGUAAUAACUACUGUAUGUAAGUUCAAUCUAUUGUAAAUAGACUAUCAAUGAUCUUGACUCACUAAUUAUAUUUUUAAUAAAACCAUUUUAUGAAACAA